Molecule: messenger RNA, 2616 nt
Organism: Saccoglossus kowalevskii
Lineage: Eukaryota; Metazoa; Hemichordata; Enteropneusta; Harrimaniidae
Product: glutamate receptor ionotropic, NMDA 2B-like
Biological process (GO): monoatomic ion transport
Cellular component (GO): membrane
Molecular function (GO): signaling receptor activity; ligand-gated monoatomic ion channel activity
Source: RefSeq, a predicted model, not a curated record
AUGGAGCGGACUACUGAUGGGAGAGAACACGGCCACCGAGUUCUGUUCCUAUUGCUCGUUAUCGGGCAGAUUGCUUCAUUGGCGCUGGCCACAUCAUCGCAGACGGGCCAACGUGCCAAUCUGGUGGAGGCCAAUGACACAUGGAAAGACACGAUACGGCUUGGUGCUAUUGUAACCAACAACCGGCACGAGGAGAUAAUACGCCAACGUCUCGCCGAAUGGGAGGCGACUUCCAAUUUUUCUUCCUUGAUUUCUGUGCAGCUCUCGGCGACCUACGUCAAUGCCAGCGAACAUAUAGAUAUUGUCAAAAAUGUGUGCAACAUGCUUCUUCCAAUGGGAGUUACGUCGAUAAUUGCAGCCAUUGACGGAGAAGAGUAUAGGGAUUCAUAUAUCGCUAAUCGUCUUAUUUCACUUGUCUCCAGGUAUCUCACUGUGCCUAUUUUAUCCGCCAAUAUGGGAGUGUUAAGCAGCAAUGUAUACCGAGACGAUACCAUGCCAUUUCUUCAGAUAGGAGCUACUUUAGUACAGCAAUGUCGAGCUAUGAUGGCAUUCCUAGAGUAUCACAGCUGGUACCAUUUUUCAAUCGUCACGAGCACGGCUACGCCCGAUUACAAAGAGUUCAUGACGAUUUUAGUGUCGUUGACGGCGGAGAUCUCCAACGAUGACAGCCACAACACAACCUGGGAAGUCUGCAAGUCGUUCCCGUUGGAUUUACAAGGGAACAUCACCAGUCAAUUUUGGGAAAUCGACGACCACGAUUGCCAAAUUUUACUAGUCUACGCGUCGCACGAAGAAGCAAAACAGAUAUUUUCUUACGCAUCUGAAUAUAAUUUACUUGGGUACGGUUAUGUGUGGUUGGUCACGGAGCCUGUCUUUGGGAAAGAUAUGAACGAAGUGCCGGACGAGUUUCCUACGGGUUUAUUGGGGGUCAAGUUUUAUAGUAGAGAUUACAAUGACGACGUUUCCAUCAAGGAUGCGACGUCUAUAUAUUUGAACGGGCUGGAGACAUACCUUAGCGCCCAUAACCAUUUACCUGUCAUUAACGAGGAAAACUGUUCAGACGAUAUCCAUCGGGACAGGAAAAAUAAUACCUCUAUGUAUUACUUUCAAAAAACUGUUGUUAAAGCGGGACUUAAAGAAAAGCACAUUGCGUUCGACAAAGAAGGUUUCCUGAAAAACGCGAAGAUUGUUUUAAUGAAUUUAGACAGUAGAAGAAGAUGGAAGGAGGUGGGUGUAGCUUUGAAAGAUAAGGUUGUCGUAGAUGGCGUCACGUGGAUUGGCGACAACAAGGUUAAGCCGGCUGAUCUAACACAACAUAGAAUGAUGCGGGUGACGACGAUAGCGGAAGAAUCGUUCGUCAGAGACUAUUUCUACCAAUGCUGCGUCGGACUGUGCGUUGAUAUCCUGGAACAGCUCUCCAAGGAUCUGGAAUUCAAUUUCGAGCUGCAUGUGGUAGACGACUUUAGUUUCGGAUCUCCGAAAGGUAAUGGCAGUUGGAACGGCAUGAUCGGAGAAGUGAUGGACGGAAAGGCGGACGCAGCAAUCGCAUCUAUGCAAGCUACAAAAGCGCGUGCCGAAGUCGUCGACCUUUCCGUAGCUUUCAUGGAAACGGGCAUCAGCAUAAUGACGAAGAAAUCCGAAGGAAUUGUUCCUUCUGAUGCUUUCCUCGCUCCAUUUGAUUAUGGCGUUUGGUGUUUUCUAACUCUCUUCACCGUCAACUUGGUUGCUAUUGUUAUAUUUAUGUUUGAAUGUUUGAGUCCUGGUGGCUACGACAGAAAUAUAUGGGAACCAAGGCCCUCAAGAUUCACAUUAGGGAGCUCUUUUUGGAUUGUAUGGGCGUUACUAUUUAAUAAUACAGUUCCAUUGAAACCACCUAAAAGUUACACAGCGAAGUUUAUGACCAACAUGUGGGGAUGCUUCUGCUUAAUUUUUAUUGCCAUGUACACGGCCAACCUGGUGGCGCACUUGAUUCAAGAGAAAAGACAUGACAUCAUUUCCGGUUUCACCGAUCCCAAAAUAUUGCGUCCAUUAGAUUUUAAACCGUCUCUGAGGUACGCUACUGUAACGGACACGAUGGUGGAAGAUUAUAUAGAGAGAACCAACGACGAGAUGGCUACCUACAUGAAACAGUUUGCUGUUAGUAAUGCCUCUGCCGCAGUAAAGAAAUUGAAAAAUGGAGAGCUGGAUGCGUUCAUUUACGGAGCUGCUAUGUUGCGCCAUCAAGCGGCGAAAGACAAAGAUUGCGAAUUACGGGUGGUUGGAGAUACGGUGGCGCACUCAGGUUAUAUCAUGGCGAUGACGAAGGGAUCGCAUUGGAAAGAGCCAAUCAACAGACAAAUUUUAAAAUAUAUAGAUACAGGAUUUCUUCAGGGAAUUGCCGAUAAAUGGAUGACGAAUGUAUGUAACGAUAAAAGGGAGAACAAGCGACAACCUCUCGGUAUAGUACAUUCAUCGGGAGUGUUCCUCCUAUUACUGGGUGGUUGCAUUGUCAGCGUGUUUGUCUUUUUCGCUGAGCACUAUUUCUACAAACGCCUCAGAGAAAGGUUCAAGAAGAAAGUCAAGAAGAGGGAACUAGUUUCUCUAGUUGCGCAGGUAAUGAUGAAAUGGUACAUGUGA